GCGGCGGUUCGCACCUCGCAGACGGCAGCGCCGAGCCGGCAGGAUGAGCGCCGGGACGGGGCCGCUGCGCCCGGGCGCCAGCCUGGCCCUGCGGGUCUGCGCCGUUGGCCUGCGCCCCGAGGUGCCCGUCCUGUGUCUCUGGGGGCUGCAGGGUGAGCGCAGUGCUGACUAUGUACAGCUCCGCCGUGUGAUCCAGGUGGUGGUGCGGCAGCACCUGGCAACUGCUUCAGGUCCCAGCAGGCGAGUGGCCAGUGGGGUUGAGCUGCGCGUUGGAGACCUAGGCCUGGUGGAGGUGACUGGACACUGGUACCGCUGCUGUGUGGUGAGUCGUCGUGGCCAGCAGUACCGUGUGUUCCUGCUCGAUGAGGGCUGCACAGUUGUCACGUCUGCCUGUUACCUGGUGCAGGGCUUCAAGGAGCUUUUCAGUCUGCCCCCAGAGGUGCUGGGUUUUGUAGUGGCUGAUGUGCUGCCUGCUGGAGGUUCCAGGCUGGGAACCUAUGAGAAUGUACCAGUCUCCACCUGGACAGUAGAAGCUAUGGAGUUCCUCAGCUGCCUGCAUGGCAAGGAGGUGUCUGGUCUGGUGCGGGAGGUGGUGAUGCCCCAGCUCAUAGUGCUUCAGCUACCCCAGCUUGUGACACAGAUGCAUCACCUGGGCCUGGCCAGGCAGGUCACUCCCAGUUGGUUCUGCCAGGUUCUCAGGCGCUGCCUGUCUUAUGGCCACUUAGGGAAUCAGCUCAAACUGCAGCAUUUAGCACAUUGCCAUGUAACAUUUGGAGUGACACAGCUUGUUAGUGUUUUGUCCUCAUAUCAGCCUGUCACACCUGCCUUGGAUUACUUCUACCCACAGCUUCAGGUGGGUGUGAAGGAACCUGUUCUAGUGACCCAUGUUUCUGACCCACACCACAUCUACUGUCAGUUGCAGAUCCUGUCCCAGGAGAUACACCGUCUCUCUGAUACUAUGUGCCACAUUUAUGAUCAGUGGGAACAAGACUUAUUGCCUGAAGUGGGCUUACCCUGUGCUGCCCGUGGCAUGGAUGGCCAGUGGUACCGUGCACUCCUGCUGGAGCUUAUUGCUGGGGAGCAGGACCAGCAAAUGGCUCUAGUUAUUUUUGUGGACUAUGGCAGGAAGGAGGCUGUGACCAGAGCUAACUUGCGUCACUUGACCGCUGAGUGUUUUCGCAUGCCUGUGGUGACAUACGCAUGUGCUCUUCAGGGUAUCUCAGAUGGGGGUCAUGGCUGGUCCCCGUCUCAGAUUGAUGAGCUGAAAGCAUUGCUGCUGGGCAAAGGAGUGAGCGCAGUCAUCAAUGCAUUUAACUCCUUUGAGCAUCUCUAUUAUGUUAAUUUAUAUGGGGAAAAUGGCAUCAACUUGAACCAUCUUUUUGGGGUGCAGGCAUGCUGCUUAGUGAGCCAAACUGAAGUUGGGGAGCAGCUGAAAGAGUUCACAGCCAAAGAACUGGAAUUGCCACCAGGAGUACAUCCUGUUGCUUUAAUUCACAAAGGUUUGACCUCUGUUCCUGUAGUUGGUGUCCAUCUGAAGUUGGAUGUGUUCUAUAAUGUGCAGGUCUCUCAUGUCCAAGACCCAUCUGAGUUCUGGCUGCAGCUCCAUGAGCACUGCCAGCUCUUCAGGAAGCUGAAGCAGAACAUGUGGAAUUUUUACUCUCAUACCACAAAGUUGGAUGGUCCUGGGUGGGGUCUGCAAGUGGGAUCCCUUUGUUGUGCUCAUGGGAAAGAUGGUGCCUUUUAUCGAGCAGUGAUUACCAGAGUACUGGACAACGGGGUAGAAAUACAGCUGAUGGACAGAGGCAAUGUGGAAACUGUAGAGCGGUGUGCAGUGAAGGAGCUGCUGCCUUGCUUCAGGGAACUACCUGCUUUAGCUCUCAAGUGUUGUUUGGCAGGUGUCUCCCCUUUGGGAGGGAGCUGGAGUGAAUCAUCUGUGUCUGCCUUCAGAAAGAUUGUACUGGACAAGGGACUAAAGGUUCGUUUUUUGAAUAUGUGGGGUGACAAAUACAAGGUUGAAAUUUUUGACCAGUCUCAAUUAGAGGAGAAAAGUCUAAGUAAACUCAUGGCCCAGGGAGGAUAUGCUGAAUACCAGAGGUGUGAAAUACUUGAAAUUCCUCAGCAAUCACCUGAUGAGGCUGUGAGCCAGGCUUCUGCCCCAGCAUGUGCUGGGGAGGAAUACCAAAUAAAUGCAGAAAGGAAGCCGACAGAAGAAUCUGAUCUAAAGGGAAGUGAUAGAGCGCUUAAUCCUGAGGUGGCUGUGAUGGUCAGAGAGACCCCUGUGAAAGGUGUUCACAAUUCUAAAAAGAGUCAGUCUGUUUCUGUUCAGAAGCAUGGUGGCAAGGAAAAUAUGCAUGCCUCUUUGAGACAGGCUUAUACAGAAAUGAAACCUACCUCCUCUUACGGAGGUCAGUUAGAAGUGGGAAGUACAGUUAAUGUGGUUGUGUCAUAUGUUGAAAAUCCAAGUUACUUUUGGUGCCAGUUAAGUAGAAAUAACCAUGACCUAGAGUUAUUAAUGAAGGAAAUUCAGGAGUAUUGCAAAAAUUCAUCCCACCCACAUGUUUGGCCAAAUUCUGUAUGCUUAGCCCAGUAUUCAGAGGAUGAAAAAUGGUACAGGGCUUUAAUAAUUGGUGAAGUCCCUUCUGCAGAAAAAGUAGAAGUCAUGUAUGUUGACUAUGGCAACAGAGAGCUGGUCUCCCUGACAAACCUCCGCUCAACUAACAAUGACUUUCUUAGGUUAGAAGCUCAGGCUUUCAGGUGUAGCCUUUACAACAUAAUCCAAGCAAAUGAUGAGGAUCCGUUUGCUUGGAGCGAGGAAGCGAUUCAGGCUUUUCAGGAGUUUGUUGAUGCAUCAUCUUGUCAUGUUGAAAUGAAAUGUACAAUAUUUGCCUUGGCUUCGAUAAACAAUAAGGAACUAUUUAACAUUGUAGACUUAAGGACACCUUUUCAGAGUGCUUGCCAGUUUUUGACUGAGAGAGGUGUGGCAAAGCAGUUGUCUCCUCAGAAGUGUCUGAUACCCUCCUUUCAGCUUCAUUCUUAUUAUUAUUCUAUGCAUGAUAUCAAAAUUGGAGGGGAGGAAGAUGUUUAUAUUACGCAUGUUGAAGAUCCGUGGACAUUUUACUGCCAACUUGAAAGACAUGCAGAUGUCUUAGCACAGCUUGCUGAUAACAUCAGUCACCUCUCUGAAACAGUGACCAACUUAAAUCCCUUGAAAACGCUUGGGAGCUUGUGUCUAGCAAAGUACACUGACAAUGCGUGGUACAGGGGAGUAAUUACAAAAACAAGCCCUAAAAUGGAAGUGUACUUUGUGGAUUUUGGGAAUACAGAGACAAUAGAGAAUGAUCACUUGCUUCCUUUACCCAGUGAUGCUUGUGAUAUCUUGUUUUUGCCAAUGCAAGCCAUAAAGUGCUCCUUACCUGAUACAGCCCAUGUUCCCAAAGAAGCUAUGACAUGGUUUAAAGACGCUAUCUUAGAAAGGCAAUUAAAAGCAGUAGUAGUAGGAAGGGAAUCCGAUGGCAAACUGUUGAUGGAGUUAUACGAUGGCAGUACUCGGAUUACUGCAAAACUGAAGGAGGAGUUAAGGCUAAUAAACAACACAGCACCGUGUAGGCAUGUAGAAAAUGAAACUUUGUACUCUGGAAAUAAAGAUGUGAAUGAGACAAAUGAACCUGCAGAGUCUCCUUUAAAUGCAGGUAGUCUCCUUGAAAGCAAAAAAAGCACAUCUGCCCUAGGAGGAGGUGACACUAACGAAAGGCACUUCAGAGGUGAUGCAGACUUUUUCCAGCCUACUGGGAAAGGAGAUCUGGCAGCUGGAUUACCAGAAUCUGAUGAAAUGCUUAGCCGUAAGACGGAUGAUUUUUUGUUAGAGUCUCUGCUCUCUGUCCAGGUGGAUACACAGCCAGAUAUUAAACCUGAUGCUCAAGAUGGGUGCAUAACGAUUGAAAAUGGUUCUGAUCUAGUGCAGCAGAAGAUAGUGCCAGCUCUUAAAGUGUUAGUGUAUGUGUCUCAUGUAAAUGAUCCACUGGAUUUUUACGUUCAGCUGGGAAGUGAUGAGGAUCAGCUUAACAGCAUUUCAGAACGCUUAAACAAUAGGACACAAACAAAGAAGUCUCGUGGAAAGUCUUUUCAAGCAGGGGACUUAAUCAGUGCUGUUUAUCCAGGAGACAGUCUGUGGUAUCGAGCUGUAGUAAAAGAGAAGACUUCUGACAAUUCAUUAAGUAUACAAUACAUUGAUUAUGGUAAUACUUCAGUAAUUGAUGCUAGUAAAGUGCACAGACUCCCCGAAGAGUUGUCAUCUAUUCCUGCACUAAGCAUUCACUGCUGCCUGGGCGGACUUAAACAGAGACAAAAUGACUGGGCAGAGAAAGCAGUGCUUUACUUCACCAGGAGAACAAGAGAAGUUCUGCUAACAUGUGAAUUUGUAGAGAAAGUUGAAGAUAAAUGGGUAGUCAUUCUCAGCGACUCUCAAGGUAUAAUAACAGUGGAUUUAGCUGAUGAAAAUCUUGCAAGUAGGGAAAGUACUUGUUCGAGAGAGAUACUCGAGAGAGAAGAGAAUGGUGACAUAACUGUGUGUGAGCCUUUGCCUCCUCAGGCACAGAAUGAAAUUUCUUGUGUAAGUGAUUGUAAAACAUUUAUCUGGAAGCUUCCAGCAGCAGGCCAGACUCUAGAAGUUUAUGUCACAGUGGCAGAUGGUCCAGAAUACUUUUGGAGUCAGAGUGCUGAUACAGAAGAAAUGAAGUAUAUAGAGGAAAAAAUAGAGGAAGCUGAAAACCUUGGACUAAACUGUUUGAACGAUUGUGUAUCUUGUAUUAAAAGUGGUGAUAUUUGUCUAGUAAAAUACAGUGAAGAUGGAAAAUUCUACAGAGCUAAAAUCAUCAGCAUGAAAGGUGACAGUGUAGUUGUUAGACACGUGGAUUAUGGAAGUGAGGAAGCUGUUAACGUCACCAUGGUCAAAGAAAUUCCACGUGAAUUGCUCAAAGUACCUAAUCAAGCAUUUGCUUGUUGUCUGUCAGGUUUCAGUUCCUCAGAGGGCUCAUGGCUUAGUGAAGCAAAACAAAAGUUUCAUGAUAUGACCAAAGAUCUCUUACUAGAAGCUGAAGUAAUAGAAACAUGGGAAGAUAAAGCUUCCGAAAUCCCUCUGUCUGUUGUCAAGCUGGAAGGCUCUGGCAAGAAUAUUAAUGAAGAGAUGAAGUCUUUUUGGAAGCCCUAUAGUGGAUCUGGUGACAGUGCUUUCUCAAAUCCUGUGGACCUCUUAAAGGAAAACAGACGUUCAGACAGUGAUGUGGCUCUUUGUCUCAAAAAAGAAAUGGCUGACAUUUGUUCCUUAGCUCAAGAAGAAAGUGAAAGUGCUUUCCUUUGUUCCGAACCUUUCCUGGGCGUGACUUCAGAGUCUUUAAAUACCAUAGAAGCAAAUACAUCAGUGGGAACUGUUGAGUGUAUGUCUGGGAAGGCUGAGGAUGGAUGUGAAACAGCUGAGCAUCAAAGUAGCUUUGGUGAAGAGAUGUCUGAAGAAGACAGCAGUAACAAUGCAUUAGUAGAACCAUUGGGAAUCUGUAGUCUUCAUAUUUUGGGGAGUGAGAUGGAAGCUGCAGAACAAGAAUUAUCUGAAGUGCUGUUUCAAGAGGCUGCUGAGCUGAAAGCAGAACUCCCAGACAGUGCUUCUGCAAGCAGGCUUUUCCUGGGAAACAAACAAGAACCACAAAGAUCACCAGUGCUCCAAGUACAGUCUUCAAGCAAUGAAUCAGGGCCAUUAGUAGAACUGGAUCAAUUACAAAUGUACCCUUCGUAUGAUGAUCUGAAAGAGCUCAUAGUGGAGCUAGACACACUUCCACUGCAGUCCUCCUGUGAUGAGGAAACAAAGGAAACUCUGGGAACAGAGUCACUUGAAACACAGACAGCUCUGGGCGGUGAAACAAGAGGAGAAUUGUCCAGACAGGAAUUGUUUGAUUUGCAAGUUGUGAAUGAGCAGGUGGAGGAGUUGGAAGCUCUGAAAUUUGAAAUCUUACCAUUACUUAGUGAGAGAGAGAACUCGUUGCCUCCAGUUAGUGAUGGAGAGAAGACAGUAGAGCUGAUUCCAUCUGAUGUUCAUCUUUCUUUGGAAGAAAAGGAAGAGAAUAUGGAAGUGAAUUUGCCUAUAAUUCAUAAAGCGGAAGCUACAGAAAAAGAUUGGAUGGAAGGAGAGUCUCCUUCCUUAAAGCUGUCUUCAUCUGGUGAUAGACAUGACAAAAAAAUGGGCCUGAAGACUCAUGACAUGCUGUCAGUGCUAGGUGCUGAAAUUGAGCAGCUUCUGCAACUGAUGCUACCUGAUGCGCAGCCAUCUCAGGAAGAUGGGGAGGAGGAUUCAAUAGGGUUGAAACACACUGCACUGCAAAGUUCAAACAGUGGAAGUCACUUUUCAUUUCUUACCAAAGACUUAACCAAUCAGAGACUUGUUUGCACUGUAAAACCAGGUGACUCCAAAACUGAGAAAUGUAAGGAGUGGCUGAAGAAAGAGGACUGUUAUGUGGAAGAAAGGAUGAAACAAGACUUGACUGAGUCAUUUACAGAAUGUGGAGAUACAUCUGUGCAGUCUUCAGACUGUAAGCCUGGGAAUGAAGAAGUGGAAAAAAGGCAAAACGAAAACUUGGCUGACUGCAGUGCAGAACACAGUGAGUAUACUUGUAACCUGAAGGGCUUUUCUGUUGGUUCCGAAUGCGUGGUGUGGACCUCUCUAAAGUGGUGCAAGGCUUGCAUUUUGGAGGUAUCUGAAGAAGGUACCAGGGUCUUGAACCUCUCCAGUGGCAGUGAGGAGAUUGUUGACCCUGAAAAUGUCUGGAAUGGCAUUCCUGACUGGGCUUGCAGCUCAUCUGAGACAACAACCCCUUCAACAGAAGACUUGCAGUCUGUAUCAGAAGUGUUGCCAUUUCAAGAAAUACAAACUGUCUGCAGUUCAGAUUUAGCUGAAGAUCCUGACAUCCUCCAACAUUCCUGAAAACAAGGAACAAUACAGACAAAGUUGAAGUGUUUGGGUUUUUUUCUCUAAGAAAAGUCACUGCUUCCAGUGGGGCUUGGGGAAGGAUUUUUUUUGUGUGUAGAGGAACACAGUUGCCUUGGGUUGAAAUCCUGUACUUGGUGCCAUUACAAAGUAGUGGGAGAAGCUGGAAUAAAGCUUUGGUUGGCAUAUGCUGA
Pogoniulus pusillus (Red-fronted tinkerbird) is the source of this 7164-nucleotide messenger RNA. RefSeq names its product tudor domain containing 6 (gene TDRD6). The record is from RefSeq and is a predicted model, not a curated record. The transcript has 5 exons. The coding region runs from base 44 to 6967 and encodes 2307 amino acids. NCBI's taxonomy places the organism in Eukaryota, Metazoa, Chordata, Aves, Piciformes, Lybiidae.